AUUUUAUUCUUCUAUGUAACAGUUUUGAUGAUAACAUUCGUGAUAACAUGAUUUGUUACAAAUCGAUAUUGCAAUCGAAAAAAUUAGUCAAUGCUAUGUAAACUGAUGAAUUGAGUAGCUCCGUGGUGUAGUGGAUAAGCGCCGCGGCCUGCGAUCGUUGUUGUUAAGCAAGGUUUCGCAAGGGUCAUACACGGCAUAGGUUACCAGAAAAUUAUAAUCUUGAGCUACUCCGUGCUUCAGAAGGCACGUUAAUGCGUUGGUCACGGCUUUAUUUACAGUUAAUAUCCUCUAAUCUGCAUUGGGCCAGCGUGGAGUGUUCCGGCUCACCCUCCUUAAUCAUCCAUAAGGAAGGGCUGGGCCGUAAAAGGGCUGAUGACGAUAUAAACUGAUUUUUUAUUAACUGUACAAUGAUUUACAAAAAAGUUUGCCUUUGAAUAUAGCAAAGUUUUAGCAUAUGUGAGAAAUAUAGCAAUCCAAAAACACUGCUUUAAGGGAUGCCGUGUGUAAGUAUAUAUUUAUGUGUAUUAUUUUAAAUAGUACAAAUACGUAAUUAAAUGAAAACUAUAGAAAAUACUUGGUAUAGUAGCAGAACCUUUCAUUUUAUUUUGCUUAUUAGUUAUGUGAUUGGAAGUAGACUAUAUGUUUAGGUUAAAAUAAUUAUAUAGUACUUAUAAAUUUAUGGAGAUUAUUGUAUAACAGAUAUUUGCAUUUCUUUCAAAUAAGCAAUGUAUUUAACAAAAUAUAUACCUGUAACAAUGUAUGAGUCAACUCAUUGAACUACUCGAAUAAUUGAAAUAUGAUAUGAAAUCCAUUAAAGUUUUAAUGUUACAGUAAAUUACUAAUUAAACGUUUUAAUGUCUUGAUUCAAUUAUUAAUUCAUAUAAAAUUUACCAAUUAGUGUUACUUCUCACGUCCGAGUUUUUAGUAAACAUUAUUAUGCUGAAAGUGUUUCUUUUUUCAAUUCUUGUGUAUUCCUUUUUGCAAGCAGAUGGAAAACAUCUGCGCAAUAGACCAUCUACACCGGCUAGUAAGUUAACCGAUGAGACUACAAAAUAUCCCCAGUCUUAUAGAGAUUAUGUUUUCCGUGAUUUGAGCGAGAAAGGAAAAGAAAUUUUCUUCGCUAUUAAAAUACAUCCAUCAUGCCUCCAAAAAAACGGAGAGUGUAUUCCAAGAGGUAAAUGUAUCGAGAAAAAGUUUCUUUACAUAAGUAGAGUCUGUUAUAGAAGGGACUUGGUUUGUUGCUACGAUGAUACAAUAAGAGACAUAGUGGUUGGUACCGAUUCAUAUUCGAGUACUACGAGUACAAGUACUCGAAAUUCGUAAUAUAAUAAAACUUAAUCCACUCUAUUUUUUGUUUUUUUUUUUCUUAUAUAAGGUGUAAUAUUUACGACAAAAAACAGCUGUUUCAUACUGUCAACGAUUGUAGGUAUUAUAAUUUUGGUUGAAACAGCUGAUUAUUUGUUCGUGAAUUCAGUGUUGCUUCCAUAGUAAAAGUUGUUCAGUAUACUAAACUAAUUCACUCCACGAUUUCUUGGCAUAUAAUAAUAUUACAUAUUAUAUAUAAUAAUCAAGUUAUGCAAAGAAAACGAAACCCUUUAUUUAGUCUGAAAUAUUAAUUUUAUUUUUCAAAAAUGAGAUAUUCCAA
Messenger RNA from Diatraea saccharalis (sugarcane borer), 1645 nucleotides. The record is from the annotation of a GenBank genome assembly. Lineage: Eukaryota; Metazoa; Arthropoda; Insecta; Lepidoptera; Crambidae.